Molecule: messenger RNA, 993 nt
Organism: Penicillium canariense
Lineage: Eukaryota; Fungi; Ascomycota; Eurotiomycetes; Eurotiales; Aspergillaceae
Exons: 2
Coding region: 1-993 (330 amino acids)
Source: RefSeq, a predicted model, not a curated record
AUGGCGGGCGUUGGCAGGAAGGAACAGCCUCAAUCUAGUCCAGACAUUACCGCUCUUGAUUUACGGACAGACAAUCAUCAUGCAACGGCUAUUGAAUCCGGUGAGGAUGUGACUACCCAGUCACGGUCAGAAUCAAGAGAAGAGACCAUAACGGCACGAGUGUCCAGAGGCAGAGGACGGAGGCCGAACUACCGGGAAGGGAGCCGCCAAAAGGCAGAAGCAGCGGUGCGGCUGCAGGUUUCGAAGGAUACACUCAAAGCACUCCCGGCUAUAUUGGAUGCCGCCAAAGACAGAAGCCUCCGACAGUCGGACAAAUUCAAGCACGAGGAUUUUUCUGCGCUUCAAACUGACCGUUCCAGCUAUCCGGACUUUCUAAACACUCAAGUCAAGGUCGUCAACAAAGACACCCUGGAUACCGCACUCGCUCUUGAUACUGCGGGUGAUAUCAUGGAAACUAAAGAUCGCGGGCCGGUCUGCGUGUUGAACUUCGCAAAUGCUUUCACGCGUGGAGGAGGAUGGCUCAAAGGCAGCAGAGCCCAAGAAGAGCAGAUUUGCUACCGGAGUAGCUUGAUCGAAAGUCUCCACGCUCGGUUCUACCCAAUGCAGCCCAAAGAGUUUAUUUACUCUUCUGAGGUCAUCAUCUUCCGUGAGAACGAGGCGAAGGGGUACUCGUGGAUGUGGACGGAGAAGCCCGACAUUCUUCCGAUUGUCAGUGUCAUCAGCUUGGCAGCAAAGCAAGACCCACCACUGGACGAAACCGAAAAGAAGUACGAGAACCCGAGUCAGCGCAUCAUCAUGGAAUCCCACAUGCGCACUAUUCUCCGUGUCGCAGCGGAAAAUUUGCACCGAAGACUUGUUCUUGGAGCCCUGGGGGUACUCCGGGAGAAGGAGUUCAAGGGAUGGUUUGAGACGAUUGUAUUCGCAGUCCUGGAUUGGCCCAAAGGUGUGAAUUUCCCAACCUUCAGGGAUGCCCUGCACAACCUCCAGAUCUGA